UGGCCAAAGCCAAGAUUGUUUUGUUUUGUAGUUCACAUUUCUCUGUUCCUCAAGUCACUCAGAUAAUUAAAAGCAAGUGUCUAUUAAAGCUACAAAACAAACCUUGCUUACUCCAAUUACAUUUCUUAUUCUUUAUACCACACCUUGAAAAUCGUGUCUCUUUCUUACACUUUUUGUUCAGUAUUGUUCUCAGAGCUAAUGGUCUGAGAAUAUUCUACAAGCAAGUGAAUAAUAUCUUAGGUCUUACAAAUUGGGAAAAGUUUUUUCCUAUCCUUCACUUUAAUAAUAAAUAGCUAGCAUUUUAACAGGUGAAUUAUUUCUAGGCCUACUGAUGACGUAUAAAUUUUACUUUCUCCAAAAAACAAAAAGACCAGCAACUCCCUUGUUUUUAUGUUUCAGAUAAAUACAGUAGAGAGAGAGAGGACUGACUUGCUAAUUACUCUAACUUCCCUCCCCAUGCUUACUUUCUGUGAGAUUAUUUUUUUAAAAAAAAAUUGACACAAUAGAUUUUAAAACUUCUCAGAAUUUAAGAGCAUUACCCCCUCCCAUUCUCCCUUUAGCUGUGUCGCACUGUAUAUUAUCAUUGUCAUCAAAGGGGGUGUGUAUAAGAACCAGAAAAACCAAACAGACCUGUCUGGAAACUGUUCCAUAUAUCGCAGAACCUCGAGUAGCCCUCCUUUCACUGUAAACCUCACAGAGCCAGAAAACGUCUUGACUUUGAAGACUGACUUGUGGAUCUACCAGUCCCUUGAGAAGCCAAUAAGCUUUCCAGCUUCACAAUGAUGCUGGAUUCUGUAAGCCACAAUGCCUACCUCCCAAACACAAUGAUAUGCGAACCUCUGGUAUCUUGGUCAGAACUCUUUGGAACAACAGAAGAAAACUACUAUUCAUUUGAUCAUCAAAUAGGUUGUAAUUCCAUCUGGACAGCAAUUCACCCAGAGUACUGGACAAGACACAAUGUCUGUGAGUGGCUACAGUUUUGCUGUGAUCAAUACAAAUUGGAUGCCAAUUGCAUUUCCUUUUCCCACUUUAACAUAAAUGGGCAACAACUGUGCUGCAUGAGCCAAGAGGAAUUUUUAAAUGCUGCAGGUGUUUGUGGCGAAUACUUGUACUUCAUCCUACAGAAUAUCAAGGCUCAUGGAAUCUCCUUUUUUCAGGACAAUGAAUAUAUAAAAUCAUCUGAAAAAGAAUAUAAUGAUAAGGCAUGUUUGAGAACAGGCAGCAUCAAGAGUCAAGAGUUUCAAAGCCAUAAUAGAACAAGUCUACAGAGCUCUCACUUGUGGGAAUUUGUAAGAGACCUUCUCCUGUCUCCUGAAGAGAACGGUGGUAUCCUUGAAUGGGAAGACAGGGACCAAGGCAUAUUUCGUGUCAUUAAAUCAGAUGCUCUGGCCAAAAUGUGGGGGCAGAGGAAGAAAAAUGACAGAAUGACCUAUGAAAAACUAAGCAGAGCACUCAGGUACUAUUACAAAACUGGCAUUUUGGAACGAGUGGACAGACGGUUAGUGUACAAGUUUGGGAAGAAUGCACACGGAUGGCAAGACAGCAAAUUAUGAAAUGCAAUUUACUUCAGAUUCACUGUCCAGUACCCAACAUGAAGUGUCUGGCCACAGUAAAGGGAUCGUGUCUGCCCAAUGUCCCUAGUAGGAUUACAAGGUGGACAUCUUGUCAAAAUAACUGGAAAAAAUAACAUCAGUAGACUUUCUGGGUUGGACGAUUCAGUGUGCUGCUUUUGAAUUCUCAAUUUUUCAAUAAGCACCAUCACCUGCACAGCACUUAUUAAACACUGGUAGACCACUCAAAUGAUCUUUCUCAUAGCUUGAGGUAACAUGUGUAGCAAUGCCCAAAAGGCCAAGAGUGGCAGUUUGCCAUUACCAUUAAAUCCCAUAAUUUUACCAUUGGGAAUUCUAUAGGAUAUUGAAAAGCAUCUUCUUGGUUGCUGAACCAUGUUACCUCUUGAAAAUAAAUGUGCAUCCUUUGGUUUGAAGCAGGCAGUACUAGGGUUCAUUGCCCUUUGGCUGUAUCCAAAUUCUCUUCAUAUUCUAGCAUGUCUAAGAGUAAUUUCACUUUUUAUGGAGUAACUGUGUUUGCCAUAAUUAUCCUGUUAUUCCACCAGUUUUUCUCAUAUGCAUAUGAAGCAUGAAGUUCAUAUAUUCUAAAGACCAUAGGUUGUCAAAAUAAUACUUCAUGAUCAGGCAGAGAUUUAAUGCAGAUGAAGCUAUAGUGACCAUUAAACAAAAUACAAAAUAUCUUGAAAUGUAGGCAGGAAUUUGCAACUACAUCUCACAUUUCAUGAGUUUAUUGUGGAGGGAAAUGAAGUAGAAUCAACACAAUGAAUAGAGGCAUUGUUUUUGGUGAGGAAAGCUAUCUUUUCAGCCAAUCAAAAUCAAAAAUACAAAAUAAAACUGUGUUUAGGUUUUCUCAAAAUUCACAUCACCAAAAAUGUGAAAGCAAUGAAUGGGCAUCAUUUGAAUCUCUUUCAAACUGGGCCCUUAUAUUUGCAAUGCUGUAUCCAGUAACCAGGGAGUUGAACUCAAUAGGGCUUACUUUUGACUAAACAUGUAUGAAAAGGCACUAUAAGUUUAUCAGUGUUUACUAUUAAACAUGGUGCUUCAAUUGCUGUAUGCACUUUAAUACUUGUUCAAGUUGGUUCUAUUAAGACUGGAUCUACAUUGCUGAAGAGAAUGAAAUUUUUAUAAAUGUGAAUGUUAUAAGAAUGAAAUUUUAAGAAAGUUAAAAAGGAAGAUUGAGACAGGACCGAGGAGGGAAUUGGAGGAUUUGAGAAGAGGAUCUGAAGCUCACCCUGCCAGUCUCAGCUAGACAAAACAGAGCACAGCAGGAGUCUUACAGACAAUUGAAGAGAUGGAAGUGGGGGAAAGGUUCAAGAGGCCUUGAUGGCCUGCAAGCUAGAAAGGAGGAGGGCUGAAGAGAGAGGGACUGAAAGGCCCUUGAAGGGAAAAAUACUAGCUGAAAACAGAGAGCUCAGCAGGAAGGGGGGAAGAGGAGGGAAUCCUUGUGCCUGCUGAUAAGAGAGAACAAAAGGAAGAAAAGGUUUACUGAACUUUGCACAAGCUCAAAAAGUUAUGAUUAUAUAGCACUGAGCUGCAUCUCAGAUUUGGUGGCACAUUUCUUUCUUUGCUGGUCACCCACAAUUUUGCUCUGGCCAGAAAUAAAGCUGUGGUUUGGAUCUCCUGUCUCUAGUGUCUAAUUGGGAGAAAAGAUACUAGGGACUCACCAAGCCUCAAUAUUGUCAUAUAAUACAGUUUCAGUAUACAAAAUAACUUCAUUCAACAGGAUUAUAUGACACUGCAGACUUAUAUAAUCUAGUUCAAUGAACUUAAUCAGCAUUUUAAAACUGCAUUAUAUGGCAGUGUAGAUCCAGUUUAAGUCAAAUGGUAUUUGACUUCAUAAUUUCCUUCAUUUUAAUGGAGUGAAAUAUUCUGAGUUACUUGGGAAUGGCAGAAUAUUUCAAAUAAGGUAUAUUUUUAAAGAGAUAGUUUACUGCACACACAUCUACAUCCUUCUAUGUCAGGAAAGGUAAAUGUGGCUUGUGUAGGGCCCACUUCAUUUUUUCAACCCUGAUUGGCCCUUGCCUUCAUAUGUAUUAUUUUCAGAACCAAUCCUUCCCUACCCUCCAAUAUUUUUCAUAGCAAAAAAUUGUUUUAGUUAGCUAGAGUGGUAGAUUACAUAUAGGUAGCUGUUGUUAUGUGCCUUCAAGUAAUUUGACCUUAAGGCAAACCUAUAUUGGGGUUUUCCUGGUAAGAUUUGCCUUUGCCUUCUUCUGUGGCUGACAGAUUGGGAUUUUCCCAGUGCCGUCCAGCAGGGAUUUGAACCGCAGUCUCCAGAGUCUUACCCCAGAACUCAAGCUACUAUACCAUAAUAAUUACAUGUAUUACAUAUAUUUUCCCCCGAUACUCAAACCUUACCCUACUCACUGAAAAACCCUCACUGAACAUGGCUGAAACUCAUAUUGUAAUGCUAUUUCAGAGUGUUAUUUUGGGGCAAUUUUCAGCUGAAAUUGCACUUCAACUUGCCACAGGUCUGCAGCUGGAAUAUUAGCAUUUCUUCCUCAGAAGCUGAUGACACCACCCAUACUAAAAACACCUCACAUAGCUUUAUAAAAGCAAGACAUUGUGCCAUAUUGAAGUGGGGUUAUCUUUUAGAGGGAGACUAUAUUUCCUUUUGGUUACACAUUUGAGUGAGUCCAGUGGAAUCUGCAAGAAACAUAAAGACAGGUACUAGAAAGUAAGUGCUACUGAACUCAGUAGUACUGCUUCUGGGUAUACCUAUAUUUAGUUAAUUACUAAAAUAAUACUGAAGGUCUAUGAACAGCACUCCAUCCCAUUAAAGUAAUGUAUUUGUACUGUUCCAUCACAGAAAUCAUGGCUGCUGGGUUCAGUCAUAUUUUUUCUACCUCAGAUGAUAGUUAAGCAGGUUUUAUUUUAUCUUCAGAUCAUCUUUAAAGUAAAGGUUGUAGGUCUCACCUGUUUCUCUAUCCAGUUUGCUACUUCCAUCCUUAAUUCAUUCUAAACAUAUGACAUGAAAGUAAGACAUGUAAGUCAAUUUCAUAGACUCUUAAAAUAAAAAUAUUAUGUAUUUUUCAUUCUC
Messenger RNA from Anolis carolinensis (green anole), 4605 nucleotides. RefSeq names its product E74 like ETS transcription factor 5 (gene elf5). Gene Ontology annotation, biological process: regulation of transcription by RNA polymerase II; cell differentiation. The record is from RefSeq and is a predicted model, not a curated record. Gene Ontology annotation, cellular component: nucleus. Gene Ontology annotation, molecular function: sequence-specific DNA binding; DNA-binding transcription factor activity, RNA polymerase II-specific. The coding region runs from base 780 to 1553 and encodes 257 amino acids. NCBI's taxonomy places the organism in Eukaryota, Metazoa, Chordata, Lepidosauria, Squamata, Anolidae. The transcript has 7 exons.